AUGACAGUCACAAAUGGCAUCAGGCACAUCCAGGAUCCUCCAGAACCCAUCGCCAUCGUUUCUGCGGCCUGUCGACUACCAGGGCAUGUGAACAGUCCGCACAAAUUAUGGGAACUCCUCCAGUCUGGCGGCACUGCCGUUUCCAACGAGGUGCCAAAAUCUCGUUUUAGCUCCGAGGGACAUUUCGACGGGUCAGGUAGGCCUGGAACCAUGAAAGCUCUGAGUGGCAUGUUUAUCGAAGAUAUCGACCCUGCCGCCUUCGAUGCUUCCUUUUUCAACAUCACCCGGGCUGAUGCUAUCUCUAUGGAGCCUCAGCAGCGUCAGUUACUUGAAGUAGUGUACGAGUGCUUCGAGAAUGGGGGUAUACCAAUUGAGGAAGUGAGUGGGAAGGAAAUUGGCUGCUAUGUCGGCAGCCUAAACGGCGAUUAUCAUGACAUGCAGAUGCGGGACCCCGAGCAAAGAAUGGCAGGUCAUGCGGUUGGUACAGGUCGUGCCAUACUAAGUAACAGAAUUAGCCACUUUUUCAAUCUACAAGGAUCAAGUUUCACAAUUGAUACAGCUUGCUCGAGCGGCCUUGUGGGGGUUGAUGUAGCCUGUAAAAACCUCCGGGCAGGCACAUUAAGCGGCGCAGUCGUGGCGGGUGUCAACCUCUGGUUAUCACCAGAACAUACCGAGGAAAGGGGCACUAUGCGGGCAGCAUAUUCAGCAAGUGGCAAAUGCCAUACGUUCGAUGCGAAGGCUGAUGGUUAUUGUCGAGCGGAGGCGGUAAAUGCUGUGUACUUGAAACGAUUAUCAGAUGCUGUGAGGGACGGCGACCCUAUCCGUGCAUUGAUUCGCGGGACAGCAAGCAACAGCGACGGGUGGACUCCCGGAAUCAACAGCCCCAGCUCCGAAGCUCAAGCGGCAAUGAUACGCGAAGCUUAUAAAAAUGCCGGUAUUGACAAAAACCACUAUAUCGAGACCGGAUACCUUGAGUGUCACGGAACCGGCACACCCGCGGGAGAUCCUCUUGAGGUCAAAGGUGCGGCGUCAGUGCUUGCUCACAUGCGCCCACAUACAGAUCCGUUGAUCAUCGGCUCAGUGAAGAGCAACAUUGGGCACUCGGAGCCAGGGGCAGGUCUCUCAGGACUCAUCAAGGCUAUGCUGGCUGUGGAGGAGGGUAAAAUCCCUGGAAAUCCAACUUUUUUCAACCCGAAUCCUGCGAUCAACUUCGAUGACCUCCGGGUGCAUGCCACACGACCAGGUAUUGCGUGGCCCAAAGAAUCACAUCACUACCGACGUGCAAGCGUCAACUCCUUUGGUUUUGGUGGCUCCAAUGCACACGCAAUCUUAGACAAUGUGGAUCACUACCUUGCAAAACAUCACACAUUCCCAAAGCUACCCAAAUCUCAUGUCAGCUCAUUUAUAAAUUUGUCCGACAUGCUUUCCCUCUUUGACGGGCUUCAAUCUUCCAAAACGGUCACUCAGCGCCCCCAAGUACUGGUCUUCUCGGCCAAUGAUAUGGAUUCGCUGAAACGCCAAAUAAUGACCACUUCGGCCCAUCUACUCAAUCCUCGAGUCAAAGUUAAGCUUUCAGAUCUCAGCUUUACACUUUCGGAUCGGCGAUCCCGCCAUUUUUGCCGUGCAUUUCUAUUAGGCUAUCCAACAAAAAGUGGACAUGCCAGUAAGCUCGCGAUAGAGGAUGCUCAAUUCUCCAAGACACCACAAGAGGAGGCCAGAAUUGGCUUUGUAUUCACCGGACAGGGCGCCCAGUGGUCCAAAAUGGGUGCAAAGCUUGUCGAAACAUUCCCGGUAACCUCCAAGCGGGUCCUCGAGGAAUUGGACAAAGCGCUACAAGAAUUGCCAUUAGACAUUAGGCCAGAGUGGUCACUGCAGGAGGAACUCACUCAAGCGCGAUCCUCUGAGCGCCUUAGCCAGCCAGAAUUCUCCCAGCCUCUCGUCACAGCUCUACAGCUUACACAACUAGCCGUGCUGGAGUCCUGGAAUGUUCGCGCAGAAGGCGUUGUCGGUCACUCUUCUGGUGAAAUAGCGGCUGCGUGCAGUGCCGGGUUCAUCACGCCUAGACAGGCCAUUCUCAACGCAUAUUUCAGAGGGAUUGCGGGUAAGAGUGUGCUAUCGACAAGCCGAAAAGGUAUGAUGGCUGUUGGGCUGAGCGCAAAGGAUGUACAGUCUUACAUUGAUGACGCCAAUGUCUUCAAAGACGAUGUGGUAAUUGCUUGCUAUAACAGCCCUGCUAGUGUCACUAUAUCCGGAUCGGCCUCCAGCUUGGCAGAAGUGGAAGACCGAGUCAAGGCAGCCGGACAUUUUGCUCGAAUUUUGAGAGUUGAAGUGGCAUACCACUCACAUCAUAUGACUGAGAUCGCCGACCGCUAUGAGAAGCUGUUGAUUGAGCACGGUGGGUUAGAGGAAUGUGGCAAGGUCACUCCGGUUUCGAAAUAUAUGAUAUCAACUGUGACUGAGAAUGAAGUUACUGGAAGCGAAGUUUGCACCGCGGCAUAUUGGAAAGCGAACAUGCUGUCGCCCGUCCGAUUCGAUGGAGCUUGCACCAAGAUGAUAAAAAGCAACAAACUCUCUCCAAACUUCCUCCUAGAACUGGGACCAAGCAACACACUUGCAGGGCCAGUCACCCAGAUUGCCAAAGCAGCGAAGACUGACCAGUUGACGUACGCCGCAACAAACAAGCGUGGCGAAGUCGACAGCUGUCGUGCUAUGUUUGACGUUGCAGGCCACCUGUUCCUACAGAAUGCCAGAUUUUCAUUGGGCAAAGUGAACAUCUGUGAAGGUUCACCGAAUGAGGUCAAGCCUGCGGUGAUCGUCGACCUGCCCAACUACCAAUGGAAACAUUCCAUUCAAUACUGGCACGAGAGUUUAGCUAGUAAAGACUGGAGGUUCAAGAAAUUCCCAGCGCACGACUUACUUGGUAGCAAAGUCCUCGGCACUCUGUGGCAGAGCCCUUCAUGGCACCGAUUGCUCCGUCUGUCAGAUGUGCCUUGGCUACGCGACCAUCAAAUUGGAUCCGAGAUACUCUUUCCCGCUGCUGGCUAUAUUACAAUGGCCAUGGAAGCUGUUCGUCAAACAGCUCUCUCAACUGCCACAACUUCAGAGUAUGAUAUCCUGAAGACAAAGAAUUACCGUUACUGCCUUCGGGAUGUACAAUUCCCACGAGGAUUGGUGCUUGAGGAUGACGUGGAGGUCCAUGUCAUGCUCUUGCUGGUUCCCAUGCCGAAGUUGGGGCAGGAAUGGUGGGAGUUCAAAAUCACAUCUCUGGUAGAAUCGAGUUCAAUCGCAUCAUCAUCCUCCCCAGCCCCGUCUCCCGAGAAAUGGAAGAUCAAUUCAAGCGGACUGGUCCGGUUGGAGCUGAAUCCCGGUCCAGCAUUUUCCCAUGCAACAGAGGAUAUCUUCAGCUUGCCUUUGAAUAACCCGACGCCUGGACAGAUGUGGUACAAGUCUAUGAAGGAUGCGGGGUACGCCUAUGGUCCCGACUUCCAGAAGCUGGUGGCUGUGGAGAGCAUGGAGGGAAAAUCAAGGUCACGCUCCCUCAUCUCUUUGACCCCUCCCAGAACCAAGUGGGAACCGCAGUCCGAGUAUGCAGUACAUCCAGCUCCUCUGGACAGUGUUCUUCAGAGCAUGUUUACCUCGCUUCACCGUGGCAAUCGUAGUAAACUGGAGAACGUGCUCGUCCCCAGAAGCAUCGGUGAGGUGACUGUCUCUUCCCACACCUGGAAGUCAGGAGAAGCAGUAUCAGUGACCACUUCCAGUAACGCGUCGGGAGACGCGUCUUUAUACGAUCCUGUCAGUGGCUCUCUGAUCAUGCAGCUGAAUGGCUUGUCAUUCACCCCUCUGUUGGAUGGUCGGGAUAGCGUUUACAUGUCACACACAUAUACUCAGCUGAUGUGGAAACCAGAUUUCCAGCAUCUGGAUACUGAUGAGAAGCUUCGACAAGCAAUGUUAGGUGACGACAAUUCGAAGCCUCACAUACAGCAGAUCCUUGAUUUGGCAGCCCACAAGGCCCCAAACUUGACGGUUCUCGAGGUCAACCUCGUGCCCGGUAGCACAGAAUCUCUGUGGUUUGCUAGCGAUGAAACACCACGUCCGGUUCGGACAGCCCUUACCGAGUUCCACUUUGCUUCUAACAAUGCAGAAAAUGUGCUCAGCGCCCAAGAAAGAUAUGCAGAGUGGCCAGCAGCGCGAGCCUCCCGCUACAGUGUGCUUGAUCCCUUCAGCAAAACUUUUACCAUGCCAGCGGGAAGUUCCAAAUUCGAUCUCGUGGUCAUUCACUGGUCUCAAGACAACUACUCUGGUAGCCUGGAGACACUCGCGGCCAACUUGCGGCGCCUUAUUUCGGAAGGCGGCAAUGUGGUGUUCUACGACUCCAACCUUUCCAGUUCGACCGAAGACAACCAGAUGAACGAGGGUAGCCCCUUCUAUGCAUUGCAAAAUCUUGGUCUUAUCAAAGUUCGCCAAACUACCAGUGGCAGUUGUAUCGUUGCAGAGGUAGCGCCUGAAGAGGUUCCCUCACCCAGCAAUAAUAACAAAAUAUUUGUCGUGCGUUUCUCAUCUGCGGAAUCCACCAUCAUGGAUGACACCAUUUCGCAGCUCCGAGCAAAGGGUUGGGACCUCGAUGAGAUUCAUAUCAACAAUCAAUCUGAUGGCAAGCUUUCGGCACUCGCCCCCGAGUCGACGGUUCUCGUUCUUGACGAGCUGGCUCGACCUUUGCUUGCUACAGCAACGGGGGAGGAAUGGAGCACUGUCCAGACAAUAAUUCAAAGAGAGUGUAAUUUGGUCUGGGUGACACAGGGCUCCCAGAUAACCCCCACUACACCACUCAAUGCUGUUGCUCAUGGUGUUUUCCGCACUGUCCGUGCCGAGGUACCUAUGAUCCGUAUAAUCACUCUGGAUGUCGAGUCAGCUUCACCGGGCAAUCUGGGCACAAAUGCGAUCGCCAUUAAUACAGCUCUCCUAGAAGUUAAUUCACCGAAGGAGCGAUUCAUUCCAAUUGAACGCGAGAUUGUUGAGCGUGGCGGUUUGUUGUACGUCAGCCGCGUGUGGCCCGAUGCUGGGGUGAAUAAACGCAAGGUGGAAGACAACGCAGGGGGACCACCAUCUCGCUUAACCAAUUUCCAUGACUCGAAGUCUACCAUUAGCUUGGUGACAAGCAGACCUGGUAGUUUGGACGCGCUCCACUUUGCGGAGCAGCCUAAAAGUCAGGUCAUCGGGCCAGAGGAGGUUGAGGUUGAGUUAUUCGCCUCCGGCUGCAACGCGAGAGAUGUCGAUGGGGCCAUGGGUUCCGUCCAUGGAGACUCAGGCAAGCUUGGCUUAGAGGGGGCUGGCGUGGUCGUCCGCGUGGGCGAGUCCGUCAGCACUCGCCAUGUCGGUCAGCGGGUGGCAGUGUUUGGCAACGGGUGCUUUUCGAACCGAGUCAUCGUUUCAUGCAAGACUACCUUCACUUUGCCUGACAAUUUGUCAUUUGAGGAUGCAGCCACUCUACCAGUCGCCUUUAUAACUGGUAUUUACGCACUCCGUCGUCUCGCGCCUGUACAGAGAGAGGAUCGAGUCUUGGUGCAUUCGGCUUUCACAUCUGUUGGCAUCGCUUGCGUCCGUCUUUGUCAGAGUUCAGGUUGUGACACUUUUGUGACGGUGAGCAGCUUAGAGCAGCGGCAGUUCUUGGCUCAAGAGCUUGCGUUGCCGGAAGAUCAUAUCUUCGCGUCGGAGUCCACCACACUUCUUCGCGCACUGCAUAAUGUAACCGACGGCCACGGAUUUGAUGUUAUUAUCAGUCAACCUAUGAAUGGAAAUCUGGACUACGAAGAUGGGCGAUUGCUUGCCCCUGGCGGACGGCUCAUCAAGAUAACGAAUGGAGGUCUCGAUACUGGCAAGUUGCUAUCCACAGGAUCGCUCGCUGCCAACUGUUCUUUCCAAAACUUAGAUAUAAUGGCUUUGCCACACAACACCAUUGAAUCUGUCUUCUCGGAACUAUCUCAGCUCACGGCAGAUGGCCACUUGCCGCCCUUAUCACCAAUCACAUGUCUCAGCUAUGACGAGAUUCCGACAGCACUUGGACUUCUUCGUGAGGGCUUGCAUAUCGGAAAGAUCGUUAUAUCAGACGAUCUUGGUGCGAGCCUUGCUAUUCCGGUCCAACCUGCACCAACGCUGCCGGAGUCUAUCCUCAAGCCUGAUCACUCUUAUCUUUUCGUAGGAGGGUUGAAAGGUAUUUCUGGUAGUCUUGCCAUUCAUUUAGCCUCCAACGGGGCCAAGCACAUCGCAGUCAUGUCUCGAGGCGGUUAUGAAGACAAGGUGUCUCAGCACAUGGCACGAAACAUUAGAGCACUUGGAUGUUCUCUGAGUUUACAUCAAGGCGAUGUCACUUCCAUCAAAGACGUUAGGAGGGUCUUCAGCGAGAUCUUGGUUCCGGUUGGUGGAAUCAUUCAAGGGGCCGCCGUAUUCAGGGAUCGGACAUUCGAAUCAAUGUCUCACGCAGACUACCACGCUGCUCUAGCCUGUAAAGUGACGGGGACCUCCAACCUACAUUCUGUGUCUCUCGAAACAAACCAACCGAUAACGUUCUUUACCAUGCUUUCAUCCAUCUCUGGUGUAAUAGGCCAGAAGGGACAGGCCAACUACGCUGGUGGCAAUGCAUUCGAGGACGCCUUUGCAGCGUAUCGUCGUGCAUCUGGUUUACCCGCCAUCAGCAUAAACCUCGGGCCUAUUGAAGACGUCGGCGUCAUCUCCAACAAUGAAGAUCUACAGAGCAGGUUCGAUGGAAGCACUUUGCUUGGAAUCAAUGAAGGCCUGAUGCGCCGAAUCUUCGACUACUCAAUCCUUCAGCAGCAUCCAGACCCACAUCGCCGUCUCAAUGUCACCAGCCAAGGCCAGAUGAUCACAAGUCUACUUCUUCCGCAACCUGAAGACAGCGAUCUGCUGCAGGAUAUUCGCUUCCGGGGCUUGCGAGUCCUGGGAGGGGAUGGUCCACGUUCGCGCGGGGACGCCAGCAAAGAUAAAGAGACGCAGACAUUAUUGUUUAUGAUACAGUCCCAGGAUCCCGAUCUUGCGGCCGUGCGGACUGCAGCUAUCGUGGUCGUAGGUUCACGGUUGACAAAGCAGUUGCGCUUGACAGACGCGCUGGACCCGGCGCGUCCCUUAUCAUACUAUGGGUUGGACUCACUGGCCGCUGUGGAGCUACGGAACUGGGUGCGUAUCACAUUAGGAGUUGAGGUCACUACAUUAGAUGUGAUGAAUGCGGCAAGUUUAGGGGAAUUCUGUGAUAAGGUUGUUGGGAAGAUGGGAGUUGCCAUGUAA
This is a messenger RNA of Penicillium soppii, 7296 nucleotides long. It is a transcript of the gene fma-PKS, whose product is annotated as polyketide synthase fmaB. The coding region runs from base 1 to 7296 and encodes 2431 amino acids. The record is from RefSeq and is a predicted model, not a curated record. The transcript has 6 exons. Lineage: Eukaryota; Fungi; Ascomycota; Eurotiomycetes; Eurotiales; Aspergillaceae. Gene Ontology annotation, biological process: secondary metabolite biosynthetic process; fatty acid biosynthetic process. Gene Ontology annotation, molecular function: 3-oxoacyl-[acyl-carrier-protein] synthase activity; fatty acid synthase activity; oxidoreductase activity.